AUGGAAGAGUCUCUGCUUCGGGUUCAGGCAAAUGCAUUGAUUUGUGUGGAGAGAGUGAUCGACAAUCUCGACAAGACUGAGAUUCUGGACGAAGUGCUGCCUAUGCUAUCGAAGGCUAAAUUAUAUGAUCCAUACAUUUUGAUGCCAGUUAUAAGAAUGUACAAACAUAUGUUGGGGGAUAAACGUUAUGGACUUACUGUUAAUUUAUUAGCCACUAAAGUGAUGCCAACUCUAAUACCUGCUGCCGUCAGCCCUGCAUUGAAAUUAGAUCAGUUCACACAACUGAUGGAGUUAUUAACGGAAAUGUUGGAACACGUGGAAAAAAGUCAAAGAAAUAAGAUUAAACUGGAAAAACUCUCGAUUCCCUCACAAGAGAAAGCUGCGCCGCCACAACACACGAUAGAGCAGCCAAUCGGUUACCCGCAUAGACCGCCGUCGUUGCGAUUGGAGUCUCGGCGAACAUCGAUAAGUAUGGACGAUGUCGUGCGCCGGACGUCAUCGGCCUCGGCGUCGUCGAGUCCGGACUCAAAUCUACUCCGAGUUCAGGCAAAUCUUCCGGGAAGGCGACACUCGGACAACACUAUACAACCGCCCAGAAUAUUGGUGGCGCCUUCCAGUCCCACGAGCUCUUUCUCACUAUCUCGAGGUCCGAGCGCUUCAAACCUACAUAUGAGACGCCACUCAAGUGUUGGGCCACAGGGAACCACAAAUGUUGGUUUCUCAUUCAUGUCGUCCACCACUCAUAAGGUAUUGGUGUUCACUAUUUGCACACUUCGAUGA
Medioppia subpectinata is the source of this 780-nucleotide messenger RNA. NCBI's taxonomy places the organism in Eukaryota, Metazoa, Arthropoda, Arachnida, Sarcoptiformes, Oppiidae. The record is from the annotation of a GenBank genome assembly.